GGCGAUCAUGCAAGACUACAAAUUAACUAACUAAGCUUUAUAAUAGACCAAUAACCAGUACUACUCUAUAGUACGAUUUUCCGGCAACACGGGUAAAGGAGACUUGUAUUCAAGACAUUCCGCUUCAAUAUAUCGUUGGUCAGCACAAUGUUUUCGCUUUAGUCACCCAUUUCCACUCAAAUUACCUCAACAUGUGGCAUGAUAUGAAGCCAUUUGCAAAAAUGAAAAAAAAUGGCCCUCCUUCCUAAAGAGGAUUAAUGAGUCCCAUCCGAGCGGGAAGGUAACUUUACCUCGCAUCAUCUCCGCAACGAUGCAUGAUAUACCGAGUCAAGAGAGAGCCUAUAUCAAUACUGAAGUCCGGGGUUCUCGUAUAGACUAGCCCAUAGGUCGGCAUUCUUUCCGUGUCCGGAUAUAACAUUCGUUAUUCAGGGGGAGACUAACGCCGUAAAAGCUAGAGACUUGGCAGUGAUACACCUUCGGUCUCAUAUUCGAAGAUAAUUCGUAUUUGGAAAUUUCCCCAUUUGGAAACUCACUUACAAAUGGAACUUCGACCAAUUCCACGCCAUUCCCAGCAACCGCUUUAUUAGCGUUCGCAUAUCAGCGUAACACAAGAGCGACCUUUUGAACCGCUACCCUGUUAAGAUAUUGAUACAAUGGCAAAGAACGAGCCAAAUUCGGAGACCGAGGAAGAGGUUGAUUUGGCGAUUAUUGGAGGCGGACCGACUGGACUCCUCUCGGCACUUCUCGCAACCCGUCUAGGCCUGUCCGUAAGGGUCAUAGACGCCAAAUCUGGGCCAUUGGAGGUGGGACGAGCGGACGCCCUGAAUGCACGCACGCAACAAUAUCUCGAAGUAGUAGAGAUCCUUAAUAAACUGCUCCCGCUGGGAAUCAAAUGCAAUACUAGUUCGACAUUCUCAGAUGGCAACUUUAAAUCUCGUCAAAGCCAUUGGUGGACAUCGCUUGAGCACUGUGCUCAUCCCAACUUUUUGAUGAUCGGCCAGUCGGUGGUAGAGCAAAUACUGAAGGAUGAGCUUGAUUCGCCUGUAUAUUACCAGGAGAAAGUUGUCUCAAUAUCCGAGAAUAAGGAUGGCGUUAUACUGAAUACGGACCGCGGACGAAGAGUCAGGAGCAAAUAUGCAAUCGCCGCCGAUGGUGCGCGCUCGACUGUCCGCCAGGCGCUGAAUAUCAGCUUUACCGGAACAAAGCCUGAGAUGGUAUGGGCGGUGCUUGAUACGUUCAUCGAUACCGACUUCCCUCUAUGCUCAGAAAUCAUUACGUUCCAACUCAGGGGUCAGUCCCGCGUAUCGUGGAUCCCUCGUGAGCGAGGCAUGGCAAGGUUUUAUGUUCUCCUUGAUGGCGAAAUCACGCAGACCAGGGCGCAAGACUCAAUUAGGGAACAUAUGGCUCCGCAUAGGAUUGAUUUCGUAAAGACAGAGUGGUUUUCGACUUUUGAUGUCAAAGAGCGUAUCGCUUCCACAUUUGUCUCGAACCGAGGAACUGGUCGUAUUAUCUUGGCAGGGGAUGCGGCUCAUGUUCAUUCCGUGAACGGUGGGCAAGGUCUUAAUACCGGCAUUGCAGAUGCAUUCAGUCUUGGCUGGCGACUCGCAACCGUAAUCAAGAGCGACCAUUUGGCCCCAGGUGCGGCGGCAAAAUUGAUACGCAGCUAUGAUGCUGAGCGCCGUGCAGUAGCACAGGAAGUCAUUGAUGUUGCAGCUACUUUAGUCCGAGAUACAGCUCAUACAGCGAAGCAAUACGUCUCGACGAUUGAGAAGAAUGCGGGAUAUAUUACUGGAAUGGGGGUUUCUUAUGACGGGAUUGGAUCUGAAUUAAUCGAGGACUCGGAGCAAAGUAUAUGGAAAGCCGGUAAGAGAUGUCCAGACAUCCAACUUGUCCGCGAUGGAACCAAUGAAAUGAUACGGCUGUACUCGAUUGCCUUGUACGGAAAUUAUCUGGUUCUUUUCGUAGGGGGAUCUGAGGUUGUUCAGUCGUUCAGGGAUAUCUGCACAUAUCUCAUCCUACGGACUGGUACUUCAGAACAAACACCCACGGAUGGUUAUAAUAACGGAUCUCAAGAUGAAGUGCGCAUCUUCUCUUCGGACGCCGUUACUAUCGACGAUAACUUCACUGUGGUAGUAAGGCCGGAUAUGUAUAUAGGUUAUGUUGGGAAGGGAGACGGAUGGAAACAAUACCUGGGCCAGUUAUAUGUCACAUAACUAGAGUCUAGAAGUGGUGCAUAGAAUCAGCUUAGCUCGGAUAUAAGGUAACUGAGUGGAAUAAUUAAGUGCAAAUAGAGUCUUGGAAGGUUGCCAUUGAUUUGAUAUUACGAAUGUUUUACGAAUGUUUUAUUGAAGGAUGUUGGUUUAGGU
Molecule: messenger RNA, 2366 nt
Organism: Daldinia caldariorum
Lineage: Eukaryota; Fungi; Ascomycota; Sordariomycetes; Xylariales; Hypoxylaceae
Product: FAD binding domain-containing protein
Exons: 6
Coding region: 654-2213 (519 amino acids)
Molecular function (GO): FAD binding
Source: RefSeq, a predicted model, not a curated record